Molecule: messenger RNA, 705 nt
Organism: Drepanopeziza brunnea f. sp. 'multigermtubi' MB_m1
Lineage: Eukaryota; Fungi; Ascomycota; Leotiomycetes; Helotiales; Drepanopezizaceae
Biological process (GO): peroxisome fission
Cellular component (GO): peroxisomal membrane
Source: RefSeq, a predicted model, not a curated record
AUGGUCGCCGACUCCCUCAUCUACCACCCCUCGGUGGCCCACUACCUUAGAUUCGUAGCCACGACCGUCGGCCGCGACAAGCUCCUCCGUACAAUCCAAUACUUCUCACGCUUCUACGCCUGGUACCUCUUCCGCACCAACGGCACGCCCAGCGAGAUCGCCCCCUUCGAAGCCAUCAAGAAACAGUUUGGACUCGCCCGCAAACUGAUGCGCGUGGGCAAGAACGUCGAGCACUUCAAAGCUGCGGCCACCGCCGCCGACUCCAAGAGCCUCGACCCCAUCAUAAAGUAUUGCGCCGUUGGCCGCCAGCUGGGAUACGCUGGAUACCUGUCGCUGGAUGCGGUGACGUACCUGGACGCUGCGGGCAUCAGGAAGAGCCCGACCACGCAGAGGCUGGCGAGGGAGGCGUAUCGGUUCUGGAUGAUUGGGCUGCUUUUCAGUGCUGUGAGCGGGAGCUACUCGCUGUAUAAUUUGAGGCAGCAGCAGAGGAGGAUUAGCAAGGAGGAUGGCGAGGGCGUGGUGGCUGCUAAGAGGAUUGAGAAGGAGGGAGCUGCUAUCAAACUCCAACUUGUUUCCGACAUCUGCGAUCUCACUAUCCCUACAUCGGCUAUUGGCAUAACGAACUUUGAUGAUGGAUUUGUCGGUUUGGCUGGAACAGUGAGCAGUUUGAUUGGUGUUUACUCGACUUGGAAGAAGACGGCGUAG